Messenger RNA from Octopus sinensis (East Asian common octopus), 1461 nucleotides. RefSeq lists its product as uncharacterized. The transcript has 2 exons. The coding region runs from base 181 to 795 and encodes 204 amino acids. The record is from RefSeq and is a predicted model, not a curated record. NCBI's taxonomy places the organism in Eukaryota, Metazoa, Mollusca, Cephalopoda, Octopoda, Octopodidae.
GAGCUCACCAGAGUUGACACGUGAGGUAUUCGAAUACUUUGUGAAUCGGUCCGAUUAACUCUCAUUCGGAAUUUACUCUUCAACACGGACGUUCGUUUUUAUUUCUUUCAGAGCAAACCAGAAACUUAAACUUAAUCAGACUUCUCAGCUACAAUAAAAUUGAAAAACAACAUAUUUGAAAUGGGAACUGGUGCAUCUAGUGCAGGCAAUUUUAAAGCAGGUGCUACACCUGGUAAAGUAAGCCCAAAAUCUACAUUACGGAACCAAGGAAAUAUUGUUUAUGCCAACAUUGUACCUGAGUCCAACGUAGUACGAAUGGACCCACGACCGAAUAACGCAGCAUUUCUAUGUGGUGAUGUAAAUGGUUGGAACCAUGUUGUGUGGAAAGGAAGCCACGAAACAAGUCGUAGAGCUAGCUUCAGUGAUGAGAUACCAACUUACGAUGGGGUUACUUCUUUCGUAAACCAAAUAGUUGGAUUCGGACAUAGCUGUGAGUUAAGCAAAUGCAGCAGAAAUCUUGAAGAUGGAGAAUAUCGUUGUAAGUUGAAAGAUACUUUACGGAGAUCGAGGCAAAGUAGUAUUGAUACUAUCAGUGAUGUGGGACGUGAUAUGAAGACAAGUUUUGAAAGAAAAAGCUUGGGCAGACCAUUUACAUACAGAACAUUUUCUGAGAAGUCUUGGAGACGCCAGUGUAUGGACCCCGGAACUGUAGCUGCCAGAAUUAAUCGCAAAUUGUUGACGACAGCACGAGAUCUAAAAACAGCCAAACACCGACAAACGGAGAUAUAUCUUUAGCGAUUCCUGUAAUCGGUUUUGAAUAUAUCUUCAGAAAGCCUUCCAUUCAUAAUAUGAAACAUUAAUAUAUAUAUUUCAUCAUAAUCACAGUUGAUUCUUUUACAUGUCUGUCUGUCUGUCUAUCUAUCUAUCUAUCUGUUUGUCUGUCUGUCUGUUUAUCCAUUAUUCCUUUAUGUAUAUUACAAUUGUGAAGACAACGAACAACUAGAUUCUGUGUUAAUGACUUCAUUCCAAUCCUCAUUGUUUCCAUUUAGCUAUAUAAUGUUCCUUUGCAUUAAAUACGUUAGCACUUAACUUUUGUUUUUCCUGCAGAUGGCAUAUAUGCGUAACAUAUUCCCUAAACAUUUCGAUUUUCCUAAGCCAUUUUCAGGAUUAUUUUUACAUUUAGUGAGUGAUUCUCUCAUGAAUGUUCCUGCAUGUACAGUGAACACUAUGUUUCGUGGAUGACGUCGUAAUAUAUCGAAACAUUCACGGAACUUUUUUCCUAUAAUUUCCGAUAUAUUUAAAACACAAACUAUUGACUAAUAUUACACUUUCUUAACCACAUAAUAAUUUCUAAUUAGCUUUUAAACCUGCCAAUUAAUAAAGAUGUUAGCACUAAUUAAAUAUAUUGUAAUAUAUAUAUAUAUAUAUAUAUAUAUAUAUAUAUAUAUAUAUAUAUAUAUA